Zea mays is the source of this 1854-nucleotide messenger RNA. Its product is annotated as heat shock cognate 70 kDa protein 2. Bases 153 to 1700 code for a protein of 515 amino acids. NCBI's taxonomy places the organism in Eukaryota, Viridiplantae, Streptophyta, Magnoliopsida, Poales, Poaceae. The record is from RefSeq and is a predicted model, not a curated record. The transcript has 2 exons. Gene Ontology annotation, molecular function: ATP binding; ATP-dependent protein folding chaperone.
GCCAUCACCAUGACACCAUCCGCCCAGCAUCCAACGGUAGUCAUCGGCGCCGCGUCUCCGGAAUCUUCUCUCGCCUUCUUCCUUUCUUGUCCCCCCACCCCACGAGUUACAAGCUCCCCUUCCUCUCCAGCGCGCUGAGCAACGCAAGUAAGAUGGCCGGCAAGCGCCGCCAUCCUGCCAUCGGGAUCGAUCUGGGCACGACCUACUCCUGCAUUGGGGUGUGGCAGAACGACCGCGUGGAGAUCAUCGCCAACGACCAAGGCAACCGAACCACCCCAUCCUACGUCGCCUUCACCGGCUCCAGGCGCCUCAUCGGGGAUGCUGCCAAGAACCAGGCCGAAAUGAACCCCAGCAACACAAUCUUCGAUUCCAAGCGGCUCAUUGGUAGAAGAUUUAGCGAUGCUUCUGUACAGAGUGACAUUAAGCACUGGCCCUUCAAGGUCAUUUCUGGACCUGAUGACAAGCCUCUGAUUGUUGUUCAGUACAGGGGUGUGGAGCAUCAGUUUGCAGCUGAAGAGAUCUCCUCGAUGGUUCUCGUCAAGAUGCGGGAGACUGCUGAAGCCUAUCUUGGCACCACCAUCAGGGAUGCCGUUGUCACUGUUCCUGCCUGCUCCACGGACUUGCAGAGGCAGGCCACCUGGAAUGCCGGAGUGCUUGCUAGUCUCAAUGUUAUGCGCAUCAUCCCUGAGCCCACUGCUGCUGCUUUGGCUUAUGGUCUUGACAGGAAGUCUGCUCAGGUUCAGGGUUUAUACAAUGUUCUCGUGUUUGACCUUGGAGGUGGUACCUUUGAUGUCUCUGUUCUCGACAAAGUGGAGGGUGUCUUUGAGGUCUUAGCCACAGCUGGUGCCGCUCACCUUGGAGGUGAGGACUUCGACAACCGGAUGGUGAACCACUUUGUUCAGGAAUUCAAGAGAAAGACGAAGGAGGACAUCAGUGGCAACCCCAGGGCUCUCAGGAGACUAAGGACGGCCUGCGAGAGGGCGAAGAGGACCCUCUCCUCCACUUUAGAGGCCACCAUUGAGAUUGACUGUUUGUACGAGGACAUCAACUUCUACUCAACCAUCACUCGCGCCAGGUUUGAGGAGCUCAACAUGGAUCUCUUCAGGAAGUGCAUUGACAUUGUGGAGGACUGCCUCAGCGAUGCUAAAAUGGACGUGGGCUCGGUUCAUGAUGUUGUCCUUGUUGGUGGCUCCUCUAGAAUUCCAAAGGUCCAGCAGUUUCUCCAAGAGCUCUUCAACGGGAAGAAGCUUUUCAAGAGCAUCAACCCUGACGAGGCUGUUGCUUACGGAGCUACUAUCCAGGCUGCAAUCAUGAGUGGAGAGGAUGAGAUACAGGACUACCUCAUGAACGAUGCUACGCCUCUUUCUCUUGGGUUGGCCACGGAUGGGGGUGUGAUGACCGUGCUGAUUCCGAAGAACGCAACCAUCCCCACAAGGAAGGAGGUGGUCUUGUCAACUGACUCCGACAACCAGCCUUGUAUCCGUAUCCAGGUGUACGAAGGUGAGGGGGCCAUGGCUCGCGACAACAACCUGUUGGGUGAGUUUGAGUUCUCCAUUCCUCCAGCCCCCAAGGGUGUUCCACAGAUCACUAUUACAUUUCAUAUCGAUGCCGACUGCAUCCUCGAUGUCGCAGCUGAGGACAAAACUACCGGCGAGAAGAUGAGGAAAACCAUCACCAAGAGGUUCCGUUUAAAGCAUUAAAUUAUUUAUUAUUUAUCACCAUAUGUAAUUAAAAAGAGAUGAACUCUAGAAAUUCUGACAGAAAUUAGAAACAUAGCAAUUUUCUAAUUUUAGUUUCAUAGACAUUAAUGAUCAACGCCAAUAAUAUCCAAUGGGUGGAGUCUUUUGGGUGCUA